Messenger RNA from Entamoeba dispar SAW760, 330 nucleotides. RefSeq lists its product as uncharacterized. The transcript has 3 exons. The record is from RefSeq and is a predicted model, not a curated record. Lineage: Eukaryota; Evosea; Mastigamoebida; Endamoebidae. The coding region runs from base 1 to 330 and encodes 109 amino acids.
AUGAGUAAACUUUCUUGGCACGCCACAGCUUCACUCUUAGAAGACGUUGAUUGGCCAUUUUAUGUUGUAGUAACUUAUGGACAUGGAUACCAAUAUUUUAGUGGUAUAUUAAGAACAUUUGAUAAAUAUGGUAAUAUUUCAUUAUCCGAUUGUCAAGAACACAUUUAUUUUAAUGGGUUCCAAGCUCAUAAACCUUUAGGAAAAGUAUUAACUGUUUUUGGUGAUUCAGUCGCAAUGUGUGGAAGAUAUGACAAGACAAAAUCAAAAAAUAUUCCAGAAAAACCAUUUGCUGAAUUAGAACGAGAAUACAAGAAAUCUGUUACAUUCUGA